AUGUAUCUUAGCUGCAAUAUGACCAUAGCAAGCUUGUAUAAGGAUUAUUAUGUUCGGUGGUGUCAACAACAAAACAUUAUUCCAGUUAAACAAACUACUUACCGCAAAAUAUUUUGCACUGAAUAUAAUUUCGGUUUCAAGCUGCCCAAGUCUGACACGUGUAAAAUAUGUGACGAGUCAAAGAUCAAGCUUGAUAUUGCUAAAUCAAACAACGAUGACAAAGAGGAACAAAGGCUGACUACUUUUUUGAAUUCACACAAAAUUAGAUCUAAAGCUAUGCAAGAUUUGCUGAAAUUAGAGACUGAACGAUCAGAAAAUACAACAAACGUAUAUGUUAUCAGUUUUGAAUUGCAGCAGGCAAUGCCUAUACCUAAGCUUACAACAGGCCCAGCAUUUUAUUGCAGAAAAGUUUAUCUCUAUAACCUUGAAGUACACGAUUAUACAGCUGAACAGGGUCACAUGUUUUUAUGGACAGAAAAUCAAGCCAAUCGUGGAUCGGAUGAUGUAGCUUGUGUGCUUUUUAAGUUUCUUAAAGAUAAAAAGGAUGUAGGUCACCUCGUUGUAUUCACGGUCAACUGUCCUGGUCAAAGCAAAAAUUGGCUUCUUAUGGCAUUUUCGUUGCAAUUAAUUAAAGAGACAUGCUUUAAAACAAUAACACAUCAUUUUCUUGUUACUGGACAUACCCACUUGUCGUCGGACCGUGACUUCGCGUUGAUUGAAAAACGACAUAGAAAAUAUGCUCCUGAAGUUUAUUCUCCAGAAGGUUGGCACAAAAUCAUCAACGAUGCUAACAACAAGAAUCCUUUGAAGGUCACAGUUAUGCAGCAAGAAGAUUUCUUCGGUUUUGAACUACUGUUGGCCAACGUACAAAAGAGAGACUUCUCUGGUGUAUAUACCUUCCAUUUUAAAACAAAAAAUACAAAAUCAUUUUUUGUUGAGCGAAGUGAAUAUUACAAAAAAGGAUAG
Molecule: messenger RNA, 966 nt
Organism: Acanthoscelides obtectus
Lineage: Eukaryota; Metazoa; Arthropoda; Insecta; Coleoptera; Chrysomelidae
Source: the annotation of a GenBank genome assembly